This is a messenger RNA of Limulus polyphemus (Atlantic horseshoe crab), 2374 nucleotides long. Its product is annotated as NADPH-dependent diflavin oxidoreductase 1-like. Gene Ontology annotation, cellular component: cytosol. The transcript has 4 exons. Gene Ontology annotation, molecular function: NADPH-hemoprotein reductase activity; FMN binding; flavin adenine dinucleotide binding. NCBI's taxonomy places the organism in Eukaryota, Metazoa, Arthropoda, Merostomata, Xiphosura, Limulidae. The coding region runs from base 376 to 2193 and encodes 605 amino acids. The record is from RefSeq and is a predicted model, not a curated record.
UGUGAGCAUCACUUCUGCAAUGACUGCUAGGUAGCGCAAGAUGCAAAUAUGUACUGAAAAUUGUGGUACUUUAGCAAUAAUCGUACCUUUAAAUAAAAUUCACUAAUUAAAAUUUUCUUGAAGUAGAACUGAUUUUAUUUAAAUUUUUAGUGUGUACUUAUAUUUAUUUUGUGUGUUAGGAAAUUAGUCAUAAUUUAGCUACAACUUGCACGUUGUACGACCCGCCGUCGUGUUACUGUUAGAUUUGAUACUGUUAGUGUUAGUUACGACGUAGCAUUCUUGUAAGUUAUUACUAUCAUACAGUGCUUAUUUUAAAUUAGAAGUAAUUUUUUCGUGAACUGUUGCUCAAGUUAAUUCAAAAGAUAAAUACUAAAAAUGAUAGAAGAUGACAGAAAGUUAUUAAUUCUUUACGGCAGUCAAACUGGAACUGCCAAAGAUCAUGCUGAAAGGACUGCACGUGAAGCUCGGCGAAGACAUUUUAUGGUAAAAGUUAUGGCUAUGGAUGAAUAUAGAAUAGCUAGUUUAAUAAAUGAGAAAUUGGUACUUUUUGUAUGUGCUACAACAGGUCAAGGAGAUGAGCCAGAUAACAUGAAAACAUUUUGGCGUUUUCUGUUACGUAAAAAUUUGCCAUCAGAUUCCUUAUCACAAAUGAGUUGUGGAGUUAUAGGUCUUGGUGAUUCUUCUUAUCUGAAAUUUAAUGUUGUUGCAAAAAAACUCCACAAAAGGUUGUUACAGCUUGGAGCAUCUGCAAUAUUAAGUCCAGCUCUUGGGGAUGACCAACAUGAACUCGGACCAGAUGCUGCUAUAGAUAUUUGGCUCACAUUUUUCUGGAACAAGGUUCAGACAAUGUACCCUCUUCCACCUGGAGUUGAAAUAAUAAGUAAAGAUAUUUUAAGCCCACCUCGUUUUAGGGUACAGUUUCUGACAUAUGAGGAAGAAAAAGAUUUGGCAGAUGAAGUCAUUGAAGAAAACAGAGCUUCUUUAGAAACAAUUCCAGAAAUAGAAAGUCCUCCAUCUCAAGCUUCUCCUUUUAAAGCUAGAAUGAUAGGCAAUGAAAAAAUGACCGCAAAGUCUCAUUUUCAAGAUGUAAGAUUAAUCUCAUUUGAUGUACAAGGCUCUAAAAUUGAGUAUAGACCAGGAGAUGUGGUGAUGAUAUACCCUCAAAAUUUGAAGGAAACAAGUACAGAGUUUCUGAAGUUGUUAGAUGUUUCUCCAGAUCAGAAAUUUAUUCUUCAUCAAGAAGAUCUAGACUCUACUCUUCCAACUGAAUUACCCCAGCCUUGCAGUGUCCAAGAAUGCGUGGAGAGAUAUUGGGAUAUUCAGUCCAUUCCAAGAAGAUCAUUUUUUGAACUUCUGUGGCAUUUUAGCCAAGAUGACAUAGAACAGGAAAAACUUCAAGAAUUUACAACAGCAGAGGGUCAAGAAGAACUAUAUUCCUAUUGUAACAGACCUCAUCGUACAGUGCUUGAAGUAUUACAAGAUUUUCCUCAUACUACCCCAUACAUUCCUUUUGAGUACUAUUUUGACUUGAUUCCUCCUAUUAAACCUCGUGCUUUUUCUAUUGCUUCCUCACCUACAGUACAUCUAGGAGAAAUACACAUAUUAAUAGCAAUUGUUAAUUUUAAAACAAGGUUGCAAAAACCUAGACUUGGUCUUUGCUCGAAUUGGUUAGCAAAUAUUAACAUGGAAGAUAUUAGUAAAAUUCCUUUGUGGGUUCGUAAGGGGUCCAUUACCAUGCCUCCUGAUGAUGUUCCUGUUGUGAUGGUAGGUCCUGGAACAGGAUGUGCCCCAUUUAGGUCAUUUAUUUUUGAAAGAGCAUCCAGAAAUAUAGUUAGGAACUACUUGUUCUUCGGUUGCAGAAAUAAAUGUGGAGAUUUCCUUUGUAGUAGGGAUUGGUUGUCUCUAGUAAACAGUGGUAUGCUUCAUCUCUUCACAGCCUACUCUCGAGAUCAAGAGCAUAAAGUCUAUGUACAGCAUAAAAUUUUGGAGCAGGCACAACUAGUGUGGGACCUAAUAGAAGAGCAGGGUGCAUGGGUGUAUGUUGCAGGUAAUGCUAAACAGAUGCCUAUAGAUGUUAGAAAAGCUUUUCUGAAAAUUUUUCAAGAAUGUGGUGGGAAAACUGAUCAACAGGCAGAGAAGUAUUUGAAAAACUUAGAGCUGAAGAAAAGAUUUCAAAUGGAAGUUUGGUCUUAAAAGGAUUCAGUUUGGGAAUGUAUCUACCAGGCUUUUCACUAGAACUUUGUUUGGUGAUGCCUGAUACAGGCAUACAAAAUGAAUCUGAUGAUAGAUAUAUCAUAAUACUUUAAAUCUUUACCACUGUUGGUAAAAUACUUUUGUAUAUUUUCAAUAUUUCUGUUGAAUAAAGACUUAGUGA